Molecule: messenger RNA, 718 nt
Organism: Eruca vesicaria subsp. sativa (arugula)
Lineage: Eukaryota; Viridiplantae; Streptophyta; Magnoliopsida; Brassicales; Brassicaceae
Source: the annotation of a GenBank genome assembly
AAAGCCAAAAAAAUGGAAGCUAAGAGGCUAGUAACUUUGAUUAUUCUCUUGUUCUCUGCAUCAUUGAACACAAUCGUCUUCGCUGGGUUAACAUACUAUAACGAAUCACUCAAUACCAAGAUAGGAGAAGCGGUUUGGGAUAAUCAAAAGGUGGUAAGAAAUGUGAGGGCUGCAGUAAAACCUAGCAUCUCACGCCCUGCGCGUCAACGAUCAAGUCCGUGGAGUGGUUCGAUCAUUGAGGCAUUUUUCCGGUAACUAGCUUCAUGUAUUUGACAACACUAUGAUCAGUUCAUAUGUGCACUGUUUCAUAUUCUUAAUAAAUUCUUCUUGAGUGGCACAAUAUAACUUUUAAGUUUUUAAUCGGUUGGGCAUAGACCUCCCCGUUUGGUAACCCCAUUGGUUUUGAAUCAAAGAUUUCAGAUUUUCUGGGUAUUUCAGUUUAGGAGUUUAGUAUCCGUACAGAUAAUUGUACAGAUCGAGCGAAUUCAAAUUACUUUGAGUUUGGAUAUCUAAGAUAUACCCGAAAUAACCAAAUAUAGUUGGAGGGCGGAUACAGUAGGUACGAUUCGUUUCAAACCCACUUCCAAUCGAACACAUCACAAUUGUUCCCACUCUUGUGAAGACACACAGCCCUGUUUUCGUUGGUGCUAAACUAGCACUGCUAAUGAGUAAUCUUCUCUCCAGACCCAACAUGGAGCUACUUUUUUUAAAUAUCAUA